AGGACCGCAGCAGGAGAGAAGCCGCCGCUGUCGCGAAGAAAAUGGCGCUCGCUUCUGCCAAACAAUUGUUAGACGAAUUAAUGGGAAGAGAUAGAAAUCUCGCCCCAACAGAAAAGAAAAACACGUGUAGCUGGGAAGACCAAGAUGUUUGCAAACACUUCUUGGUGAAGUUUUGUCCGAACGAACUCUUUGUGAACACAAAAGCAGAUCUGGGCCCAUGUAGCAAAAUUCACGAUGAAAGACUCAAAAAGGAGUAUACGGAAUAUUACAGCUACGAGCAGAGCAACCGCUACCGAAAGGAGGGCUACGAGGAGAGCUUCCUGCAAUUCUGUCAAAGCAUGCUGUCCGACGUGGAGAAACGGAUCCGCAGGGCAAGACAGCGACUUUCUCUCGGCAACAAGGAGGUCCCGGGAGCUGGUGGGAUGGUCAACAAGCAGCAGCCGCCUCCUGAGCCCACGGACGAGCGGGUCAUCGUCCUCAACGAGCGUAUUCAGGAGCUCUUGCGCCAGGUGGAACAGCUCGGCUGCGAAGGGAAGGUGGAGGAAGCACAGGGCAUCAUGAAGCUCUGCGAUCAACUCAAAGAGGAAAGAAGGGCAAUAGACAAGGACUCUGACACCAGCCACUGGCUCAAACAAACAGCGGAAUUGGCGGCAGCGCAGGAGAAGCAGAUGGAAGUGUGCGACAUCUGCGGAGCGUUCCUCAUCGUUGGCGACGCCCAGCAAAGAGUCGACGACCACCUCACCGGAAAGCAGCACGUUGGCUACGCGAAGCUCAAAGAAGCCGUCGACGAAAUUUUGGCUCGGCGGGAGAAAGAACGCGAAGAGAAAGAGAAGCUGAGAGAGAAAGAACGGGAAGAGCGCCGCAAGCGCAGAGGAGUCGACGAGGACGAGCCCGUGGUCGUGCGUCGGCGCGUGGAAGAACCCGUGUCCGUGGAGCGAGACGACAAGCGGAGGCGGAGGAGCCGCUCCCCACGGGAAGACAGGCGCAGGAGGUCGCGCAGCCGGGACCGGCGGGACCGGGAGAGGGACCACCGGAGGCACAGCGACCGGGACCGCCACCGGGACAGGCGCCACGGCAGUCGGGACAGAAGCUCGUCUAAAGUGACUAACGGAGGCGCAAGCCCCAAGCGCUGAGACAUCACCGAUGUCAAGUGAGUUCACGGGAUGCCAGAGGAGAGGCAGGAUGUGUGGCAAAAAUGAGCCCCCAUCAGAAAACAUUUUGUGUGACAUAUCUCUCAAGUAAGUUCUCUAUGAAAGCAUAAUAAAGCCAAGAAAUGAUGCCAAGCAGCAAGACCACAGGCGAGAACCUUCUUAUUCCGACACGGGUUACUUUUUUUUGUCAUUACAGUUUUUUUUUUUUUUUAUGGUGGUGUUAUUUGCUACUAUCUUUUUUUUUUUCUCUCUCUCUCAUUCUUUCUCUCUGAUUGUGGAUGUUUCUGUGUGUGUUCUAUUUGAGAAGAUCGAGACACUACUACUACUACCGGCUCACUACGUAUUUGGUUGCUUGCGGCCUGACUGCUGUCUUGCUAGUUUCUCGUUUUAGCUUCUAGUAAAGGAAAAAGCCAUGUGACGCACGCAGAUUUAUUCCGAGGUAAGAGGUUGCGUUCUAGCGUCGAGGGGGGGGGGGGGGAGGGGAUGUUACGGAUUUCUUUACGGAAAGUUUUUCUCAGGAACGCGGAUUGCACCGCGAGAUUACGAAGGGGUAAGAAUUGAAACGAUUAUAAUUCGGUGCGGUCUAGCGCCAUAGCGUGCUAAAAUGGAGCACGGAAGUUAGCCUGCAACUAUCACAACCGAUCCGGACUGUGCAAUUUUACGUACUCCAAUUGCCGUAAAAAUUCAAACUUCUCCGGCACUCGCAACGCUUUGUGCGGAAACUAUAUAUUUGCAACUCGCGAAGCCGUUUCUAAGCUUUUCUCUUAAGCUUUUUACUAGGUUUAAUUUGGUUAUCAUUUCUGUUUUGUGUGCCAUAUAGGAGGCACCCCGUAUCUGCCACGACCGAUCCGGACUGUGCAAUUUUACGUACUCCAAUUGCCGUAAAAGCUCAAAAGUUUUCACACCCCCCGCCACUGUUGUUAUACCGUAAAUAAAUUUGCUACGUCUUGUGCAGAAAGAACUACAUAUUUGCAUCCACAAAAAUGUCUCUCUUACGGCUUUUGAACUUUUAUGGUAUUCCGUAGAGGGGAAGGAGUCGGACGGAGUUAUGGGAUACCAUAAAGGUAACAUGACCAGUUAAUACCAUUGUUGCUCCGAGAGUGACUCUCCUCCAAAGAGUGACUCUGCUUCUAUUUCUAGCGGCGGUCGCCCCCGCGUGUGUCGCAUGUGUUAAUCAUAUCCGGCUGUCACCGCCUUGGUUGCCACACACACAGGUGGGAGACGUAUGCUUCUCUUGAAGCGCUGCCAUUAAAUCAAUCAAGGAAUCACGUUACACUUGCUCUCGUUGUGAUCACACACAUGUGCCUGCCCUUCGGCAUGUCAGUCUGACAGGUUUGCUGCACAAAGCAACGGGCCAGACGCGCGGAUUUUGUAUAGGUCGUUACGCGGAGUGACGGAGCAGUCCGUAAAACGAGGUUCGCAAAGGACAGUAUAGUGUACCGAGUUUCUUACGUCAAUUUGUGAGUAAGAGGCGGGCUUGUAGAAAGAAGUAAAAUAAUGGGAUUAUAUGGUAUAUAAUGGUAUAUAUGGUAUGGUGUAUAAUGGUAUAAUGGGAUAAGAUAAUGGGAAUAAUGGCGUAAAAUGAUUGAUUUUUUUGACAAAGCUAUACAAACAAGUUUUGCUAUGAUCAUAAAAAACAAUGCAGCCUACUGGGCUUAGGCAUGUUUAUGGAAAUACGUUUAAGUCGUGAAAAAAAAUCUGUAAUGCAAAACGUGCGUCCGCAAAAGCUGAUUCGUUGCACAAAGUGAUGAUAUCAAACACUGAGUACGGCACGCUUACGGAAAUCCGUACGACAAUGUUCAUAUUCGAGAUAUAAGCAUUAAAAGUUCUUGGAACCUUGAUGAACACAGAAGAUGGUAGUAAUUGGCUCAGUUUUGAUCAAUUCGCAAGUUACUACAGCGGGCUGGAUGCACCUACAAUCGCUUUGGCAGCAAACUGGCUGGCAGCCGGUGGGCCGUUCUAAGUACCUGCUCGUUUGUCAUGCCACUCUUCUUUUUUCCAGCAUUGGGAACAAAAAAAGGGUGGACUCUAUGGAAUUGGAACUACUACCCCGUGGAAAGCAAGGUGUGACCUUCUGAAGCUUUGGAGGCAGUGCUUGCUUUGUGCUUAAGAGCCUUAAACUCGUUUUGUCUUCAUUUCUUAACACAGUCAUUCCACUAGUGCAUGAGUAAGAUGAACAACUACCUUUUCUUCAUUUGAUUCCCCCACCUUUCAUCCUUGACUGCCUUAAUAGAUUGAAUAAAUUCGAUGUUGUCACUUC
Molecule: messenger RNA, 3411 nt
Organism: Ornithodoros turicata
Lineage: Eukaryota; Metazoa; Arthropoda; Arachnida; Ixodida; Argasidae
Product: luc7-like protein 3
Exons: 8
Coding region: 42-1133 (363 amino acids)
Biological process (GO): mRNA splice site recognition
Cellular component (GO): U2-type prespliceosome; U1 snRNP
Molecular function (GO): mRNA binding
Source: RefSeq, a predicted model, not a curated record